UAAAAUUCAUGCGUUAGGUAUGUCAAAGGUUGAGCAUUUGUUUGCAAACAUCGCCGGGCGGUAGCCAAUCGCAUUAACAGUGGGCAAGCCAAAAUUCUUGCUUAAUCCGCCUCAUCAGCCAAAUAGGGCUUUGGGCGGGGCUAUAUUGCGUGAAGCGCACAGUUGAUGUGAACGCAAACGAGCUGCAGUUCGUGUCGCACGCACUUGAUUUAAUAUAUUUUACUUUAUUGUUAAAUGUGUGUUUUUCUAUCGGGACAACAGGAAUGGGCUAUGAUUCGGUUAUGUUUUGUGUUCGUGUCUUUGGUGCGUUUAAUAUACUGUGAGAUAUUUCUUGGAUUCACCAUUAUGUGACGUUUUGGUGAGAAUGUUGAGGAAUAUGACUCCUUACAGAGUAACUUCAUUUGGGCUCUUCUUAUUGGUCUUAAACGGUGUGUUUGGUGUUGAUGCAAAUGAAGUGAAGUCAGUGUCAGUGAUGGAGGGAGAUUCUGUCACUCUACACACUGGCCUUACUCGCAUACAGACAGAUGUAGAGAUAUUUUGGCAGUGUGUUAAUCCAGGGACUCGCAUAGCUGAAGUCAAUACACAUGAUGGCAGCUCUAUAUAUGAUGAUGGGAGAUUUAAAGGCAAAUUACAUCUGAACAAUCAGACUGGAUCUCUCACCAUCACAAACGUCAGAAUCACAGACUAUAGACUUUAUAAACUACAGAUCAUUGGGGAAAAUAAAACAUCAAACAGGAGGUUCCAUGUUAAUGUCUAUGCUCGUCUGCCUGUUCCUGUCAUCAUCAGAAACUCUUCAAACUGUUCUGCUUCAUCAGAAAGAUCUUCAGUGUCAAAAUGUGUGUUGUUGUGUUCAGUGAUAAAUGUGACACAUGUGAGUCUCUCCUGGUACAAAGGAAACACUUUAUUGUCCAGCAUCAGUGUGUCUGAUCUCAACAUCAGACUCUCUCUACCUCUGGAAGUGGAAUAUCAGGAUAACAACACAUACAGAUGUGUCAUCAACAACACCAUCACAAACCACACACAACAUCUAGACAUCAAUGAUCUCUGUCAACCGUGUCCAGAACUCUACCGUUUACGAUGCAAAUGGUUGAUACCUCUUCCUGCUUUGAUGCUGCUACUGAUCAUAUUAUUGAUCAUAGUAUUGAUCAGUCAAAAACAUUUUUUUAUCUCACACUGUGUAUCUCACACAAAAAUUUGUGCUGUGUGAAUGCAAGCUAGAGCUAGAAUACUACAUAUUUGAUAUUAGAUCAGACUCUGGUGGCAAUGCUUGAUCGAUCCUAAAAUGUUAUGAUUUUUCUACAAAGUAAUUAUAUGACUAUUUACCGGUGUUAUUCAGGUGCAAUAUAAUAUGAACAAAUUCUAUUGAUAUACCCUUUGAGUAUUAAAAUGUUCAUCCUUAUUAUAUUGGCUUUAUGUGCCAAAUGAUGCCAAGUCUGUGUACGCACAGAAAUGCUGCUUGUAAAUUCAACCGAUGUUGUUUGAAUGGGUUCAAAUGUGCAAUUUAGUAGGCUUUAUGUACAGACAGUGUAUACAGUACCUUAAAGUAAGAUAUUGCCAAGAGUCAUAAGCUGCUGUAUCAACCCUCAUCCACUGUCAGGUUUGUUUUUUUAUGUUUAAUAUUCGCAUUAUUAUUGUAGCCUUGAUGCUGUAGACAAUUCUAGAAUCAGAAAAUGAAUUAUUACAGAUUUCUGUUUACUUAAAAAAUCAGCACUUUCACAUGCAAUAUAUUUUAUGGUGACUGUGACUAUGAUAACUGACGAUUUAAUGUAUCGCACAUGAUUUAAUG
Messenger RNA from Triplophysa dalaica, 1786 nucleotides. RefSeq lists its product as uncharacterized. The transcript has 4 exons. The record is from RefSeq and is a predicted model, not a curated record. The coding region runs from base 365 to 1207 and encodes 280 amino acids. Lineage: Eukaryota; Metazoa; Chordata; Actinopteri; Cypriniformes; Nemacheilidae.